Haliotis rufescens (red abalone) is the source of this 2358-nucleotide messenger RNA. RefSeq lists its product as uncharacterized. The coding region runs from base 100 to 1323 and encodes 407 amino acids. Lineage: Eukaryota; Metazoa; Mollusca; Gastropoda; Lepetellida; Haliotidae. The transcript has 3 exons. The record is from RefSeq and is a predicted model, not a curated record.
AGUAACAUAAGUUACGGUUUCAUUACACGUUUACUCAAUGUAUACCCGCCAGAAACCGCUGUGAUGUAGUGUAUAUACCGUGUAGGUGUUACCUCGCUCAUGAUGUUCCCUCUCAGGGUAGCUGCAACCACAGGUGGAGCCGCCGUCCAGGGCGCUGUAGCAAUCGUUGCGGCGGUGUGUGUUGUCGUUCUACUCAUGUACUGCAUGUGGUUCAGAGGAUUAAAACUGCCGCGGCUGGUGCCGAAACGACGCACACUCUACAGGAAUCCCGUUGCUAGGUAUCACAGCGAAUACGGCGUGGAGCUCGACCUUGACGACGCCGACGCCUACGCCUAUGCAAGCGUGGAAGACCCAGGCGAGAGUAACGGGCCAACAUCUGGCCAGAGAAGGACAGACAGAUAUGAUCACAUUGGUAACGCCCCGGGUGUGUAUGAUCAUACCUCCUCCUUAGGACGCCAAUCGAGCAACACGAUGAAUACCAGCCAAGACAAUACCAACUAUGGCUAUAACCACCUGAACCACAAACCUAAGCCUAAAGUCCUCAACCAUCGAUAUGAGGUUGUCGUUCCCAAAAGUCAAGAAGCUGUGUUGCCAUCUACAACGACAGCAAGUUCUACGUACAACAUUCUUGGUUCAGCACAGGUGCAACCACAAUUGAGGAAUGAAUAUGACGUUGCGAGGGUCUCGCAACAGAUUUAUUCCGUAGCCACGAUACAAAGACCUGGUCAUGCCACACAGCCAUCAGAAACUGACGUGAACUACGACAGUUCCGAUGAAGAAAAAGCCGAUUUUGAUACAGAUGAAAACUAUUAUUUUAACAAUGCCGGGAUCAGAUUAGAAUUUCAAGAGGAUAACCUAUCUCUUGGCGAUGAACUAAAUCAGGAUGACAAUCAUCUCGUGUAUGCAUUAGGUACCAUAAUGCCGCCACAGGAAAGUACGUCUCAGAUAUAUGACAUCCCGACGCUACCGUUGUCUCGCAUAGGAGAGACUGAGCACAAACAAAAGGCUGUUCCAUUUCAAAAAUGUUUCAGUAAUCCCGAAACUGUAAAGGAAACUGAAGAUGCUGAACAAGUGUAUUCUAUGGCUACUGCUGUUGGACCUGCAUAUGAAGCUGCUGACAUUGUCAUCCCCCGUCACAUCCGGGACAGAAAGGAGGCUAAAACUGUCAAAGAGAAACCGCAAAUAAAAAAGAAGCCAAUAUUGAAAACACCAGCCAGGUCUGUCCAGUCCUUGGCAACGUUCUAUGACACACAGUUAGAUGCUUGUUCGCUUGUGAGGAAACCCAGUAGUCCUGGUUCAGAUUUGCCCAUGUGCAAAGAGUGAGUAAGUUGCUUUUAACGCCGCUUUGAACAUUAUUUCAGUUCCUUGUCACACUGGAAUUAGUCAUAGGACUGUAGACACAUUAAUUAUGCAACCUUGCGAAUCCCAUUCUUAUGUGGGUCGUCUAGGACCUGCGCCACUUCGGGCUUUCCUCCCACAUCACGUUGACACGUGAUAUAACAGACAUAUUGUUCAAAGCUGUUUAAAGCUGCACUAAGCAAUAUUCCAGCCACAUGACGGAUGUCUGUACAUGUUCAAGUCUGGUCCUGACAAUGAUUGACAUCAUGAGCAUCGAUCUACGCAAUUCUUCACUCUUGUGUGUGCGGAAAGUAGCAUAGUGGUCGAAACGUUGCGACCAAUUUAGAUACGAGGGGCGUUCAAUAAGUUUUCCAACUUCAAUAUAUACCUAUUUAAUGUUGCGAAAAACAUCAAACGUUUCGGUGAUUUUUAACUGUCCAUCGGUCUAUCCCCUUACAUAUACCGCAAGACCAAUAUCGAAAACCCCAAACGGUGUGGGAUUUGCGGAAAGAGCAGACCCUGGGCAGUAAAUGUGCGAAGAACGUUUCCCGAAAGUUUCAGAUACAUAUUUGGAACCCUAUGGUAUUACCUCUGUGACUGCAUACAAGGAACUGGUAAUUUGCCUUUUUUCAAGGGAUUCAUCCGGGUACUUCUGAUACGACUCUAUUACCUAAGAUUGUUGUUGUAACCACCGGAUGUGCUAUGGAUAAGGUCACCGAGGCCAUAUACACGUAUACUAGCAUGUGUUUAAAGUUUAUUAAGUCUUUAAACAGUAAGUCUUUCAUCACAGUAACCUAGCUGCAAACUGUAGUAUCAGACGCCAUCUUGUUUUCAAGCGCACGGAUCAGUAUUCAUCACGUGACAAUAAUGAUCACGUGACGAGUCAAUAUUCGACGUCAGUGGCAGUCACGUGAUUUAUAGGUCCACAUUGAAAUGUUUUGGUUCGUCACCUUUGCAAGAUUGUUAAUAUAGGUAUAACCAUUGAAAUACAGUUCACCUUGAAAAAAAUAUAUACACAUA